Molecule: messenger RNA, 1071 nt
Organism: Caenorhabditis sp. 36 PRJEB53466
Lineage: Eukaryota; Metazoa; Nematoda; Chromadorea; Rhabditida; Rhabditidae
Source: the annotation of a GenBank genome assembly
AUGGAAGAGGAACUCUAUAAUGGUUUCUAUCCGAACCGGCACAUCUACUACUCGACCGCCUACCCGUACAGGUACGUGUCAAUUCAUCAAUCUUUCUGCCGAAAACUUCUCACUUGUUCGUUUCCGUCCUCAUUCGCUAAUCUUCCAAGACGCGCACAUUUCAAUAUUCAAGGACGCAUGCAUAAGAAGUUCCCCCCGGGAAUUUACCGCAAACAAAACAAAACAGACCGAAACGGGAAAUUAUCCGUCGAGGACAUCGCUCUCAAUUUCCAGAAGUCCGUUCGCGUUGAACCGACCCUAUUUGGAGGAUGACUACACCGACUACUACCGAGAUUACCUGACCAAGACGAACAGUAACUUUGCGAUCAGGGACUAUGAACGCAAGAUUCGAGUCUUCGACUCCUCCAUCUACUACAUUCGUGUCCUUUCUUAUGCUCAAGUCAGUUUGUGUGAUGUGUUCGCAUUACUGUAUGCACUUGCUUUCAGAUUUUCCUCGCCGGUAUUUUAUUGGUGACCGAUGUCUCGAAGAACGUGCUUCUCUGGAAUUACAUCCAGAUGAACGGCGUGAAAAUCGAGAUGCUCGCCCACGUCAUCUUCCCCAUUUUUGCUCUCAUCGUCGGUUUCAUUUGUCUGACGGCGAUUCUGAAUCCGUCGAAGGCGUUGACAAAGUGCGUUGCCAUCCUUCUACUCGUGAUUAUUGUGCCAAACUUUAUAUUCCCAAAGUACUCUGUAUUUAUGACAAGUGAGUUGUUUCCUUUUACAAGUAUAAUUACGGUUUCUUCUGUUUUAGCAGCAAUAGAAUCAGUCGAAAUCAGUCAAGUGAUGGAUCGAAGUCCGCUCGGAAAGGACGUCGACAUGAUCAAAUCGGAGACUCACAACCGAAUGUCCAAGAUUCUGAUGCUGUCGACGAACCGAUGGCCGUUGGGCGUGUCCGAUCUGACGAGUCUCCCCACCGACUUUGUGCUCAUGAUGCAGUACUUGCUCAUCGCGUACUCCGUCUUCUCCCUUUCAUUGUUCAUGUUUUACGUCAUCACCCUCUUCUGUUUUGUACGAUUGAUUUCGGUUCAAUGA